Molecule: messenger RNA, 903 nt
Organism: Maudiozyma saulgeensis
Lineage: Eukaryota; Fungi; Ascomycota; Saccharomycetes; Saccharomycetales; Saccharomycetaceae
Source: the annotation of a GenBank genome assembly
AUGUUGCGUAUUACUCCACGAUGUGUAACAAGAUUGAAUUUCAACAAGACAUUUGCCUCGCAAUCAUCAAUAUCGGGUUUUAAGACCAUUAAUCAAGGAUCAAAAUAUUCUCAAAACUUUAAGCAAUACCUCUGUAUGCCUAACGGCGAUGCAGGUUCCUUUUUCCAUGAUGUUCCACUUGGCCUGACUCCUGAGGAUGCUACUGUGAAUAUGGUUGUUGAGAUUCCUAGAUGGUCGAAUGCGAAGUUCGAGAUAUCCAAGGAACUAAAACUCAAUCCUAUUACUCAGGAUACAAAAAAGGGUAAACUAAGAUUUGUGAAUAAUAUUUUUCCAUUCAAGGGUUACAUGCAUAAUUAUGGUGCAAUUCCACAAACUUGGGAGGACCCAACAACAGAAGAAUUUCAAGGUACUGGACUCAAAGGGGAUAACGAUCCUCUAGAUUGUUGUGAGAUAGGUUCGGCCGUUUUAAACAUAGGUGAAAUUAAGAGAGUAAAAAUCUUAGGCUCACUGGGUUUAAUAGAUGAUGGAGAGUUAGACUGGAAAGUUAUCGCCAUCGAUAUAAAUGAUCCCUUGGCGGGUGAGCUACAGAACCUUACAGAUGUAGAAAAGCAUAUGCCUACACUAUUACACCAUACAAGAGAGUGGUUUAGAAAUUAUAAAGUCCCUCAAGGUAAACCUAGAAACGAAUUUGCUUUCAACGAGGAGUAUUUAGAUGUAGCAAAAACUCUCUCUGUAAUCCAAAAAUGUAACAAAUCCUGGGAGAAGCUACUAUCUGGAAAAGAUCUAAAAACAUUUGACUCGUUACCUACGACACAGAGAUCAUCAAAAAAUAUUCGGAUAAGCACGACGAGUGAGAUUGAUUCACCACUCCCUUCAGAAACAAAAAUUUGGCACUACGUUUAA